Messenger RNA from Peromyscus leucopus (white-footed mouse), 2148 nucleotides. RefSeq names its product small ubiquitin like modifier 1 (gene Sumo1). Gene Ontology annotation, molecular function: protein tag activity; ubiquitin-like protein ligase binding. Gene Ontology annotation, biological process: protein sumoylation. Gene Ontology annotation, cellular component: PML body; nucleus. The coding region runs from base 167 to 472 and encodes 101 amino acids. NCBI's taxonomy places the organism in Eukaryota, Metazoa, Chordata, Mammalia, Rodentia, Cricetidae. The transcript has 5 exons. The record is from RefSeq and is a predicted model, not a curated record.
UGACGCGAGACGCAGCGGAAGUCCCUGCCGCCGCGGUGUUGUGCUGCGGGUGGGGGGAACGAGACAGGUUUGUAAACCUCAGAGUGUGCGGUUCUGCCUUGCCGGAGGCCGCUGUGGUGCGGAGAUCUCCUCCCUCCCUCCCCCUCCGGGUGAAGCCACCGUCACCAUGUCUGACCAGGAGGCAAAACCUUCAACUGAGGACUUAGGGGAUAAGAAGGAAGGAGAAUACAUUAAACUCAAAGUUAUUGGACAGGAUAGCAGUGAGAUACAUUUCAAAGUGAAAAUGACAACACAUCUCAAGAAACUCAAAGAGUCAUACUGUCAGAGACAGGGAGUUCCAAUGAAUUCACUCAGGUUUCUCUUUGAAGGUCAGAGAAUUGCUGAUAAUCAUACUCCAAAAGAACUUGGAAUGGAGGAAGAAGAUGUGAUUGAAGUUUAUCAGGAACAAACGGGGGGUCAUUCGAGGGUUUAGAUAAUUCUUUUUAUUUUUUUCCUUUUCCCUCAAUCCUUUUUUAUUUUUGAAAAUAGUUCUUUUGUAAUGUGGUGUUCAAAAUGAAAAUUGAAUACUGGCACUCCAUCUCUUUAGAACAUCUGGUAAUCUGAAUUCUAGUGUUCAAUAUUCAUUAUUGGUUGUUUUUGUUGUGCUGAUUUUUGGUGAUCAGACCUCAGCUCCCUUAAUAUUGCCCUUCUUAUUUUAAAAGAAUUCAUGUGUGCACAGAGAGGCCACUCUUUUCAGGACUGUGCAUUUUCAGGUUUGUGACGAUAAAAAGAACGACCAGUGGGAGCUUUUCUGUGACCUCCAAUUGGCCCUGAAGUUCUAGCAUGCGGUUGCUUCACUCCUGGACUGCGAUUUUCAGUGGGAGAUGGAAGUCUUUCAGAGAACUGAACUGUGGGAAAAUGACCUUUCCUCGGCUUGAAGCUACUUUUAAAAUCUGAGGGUCUGGACCAAAAGAAGAAUAUCACGUUUGUAGUCAAGAAGACAGAUACAGUGAGAGUAACAACUCACUCCAAAGGUGGCUUCACUGGAGAGAAAGCAAGCGUCCUGAGAGUCGAACAGGCGUCUGAAGAGCCCGGGAAAGCUGUCCUUUUCAUCAGCAGUUAGUGAUCAAGUUCCUCAUGCAGAGUGUAUGCAACAGACACUGCUCCUUUUGAUUCUGUUUGUACUUUGUGGCCUGGGACAUGGGUUUUCAAGGGACAUCGUCUGUACCAGCUUCAUUAAAAUAAACAAUAUUUGUAAAAACCGUACUAAAGCUCCUUUUAUUUUAGUUUUGUAGGGAGAAAUGCUCCAGAUAGGAUUUUCUUGCUUGAGUGUAUUUCUUUAGUACUGUACAGUAAUGACCUUAAUGACUUUGAAGCAAUGGGAGUUACUGGGCUGCCUUCUGAAUCAAGCGUUUAGUUAUGCCUUUUUAAUGUCUUUUUAGAUUGUGCUAUUCUUAGAGGGUGCACAUGAUACCAUUACUGUUGUUGUUUUUUCCUCUUUAAAUCCCAAUGAAUCACAGAAUUAUUAUAUAUAUGUACACAUCCAGUUUCAUGUUAUUCUAAAUACAGUGCCGUCUGGCUACUUUAGCAAAUAAACCUAUCUCAGGUGCAUUUUAUAAAGUGUUAACAGCUUAUUACCUUUCUCAGGUAACUUGCUUAAAAAGUAGAUUGCCUGAAACUUAUAUUUGACCCUAACUUUAAAAUUAUUUGUAUUGUACAAAUUGGAGCUUUUAGACUGUACCCUGGCGGUUCCUUAAAUUGUUACGUUCCUUAAAUAGUAACUGGAAAUUAGGUUCAGUUGUAGAAAAUCUUUGAGUUGCAGCAUUUGUCAAGAUCAAAUAACAUAUUUGAUUGGUUAUUUGAGCUGUUCAAAAUUCAUGAAUAUGUAAUUCAUCUAAAUUUUUGAAUCUCUAAAUGAAGAUUCAACAUUUAGUGGUGGAGCAUAAUUGUAGAAAUAGUUUUUGUUUUAGGGGUUUUGGGGAAGGUCUUCUAAAGUAACUACACUCUACUGUUGGCCUAAAAAAAUGCUCAACUGCUAUAGUAGUGUUGUUCACAUAGACACUUGGAAGUAAAAGUUUAAUAGAUAUUUGGAAAGACCCCAAGCAGUAUUUAGUAGCCACUCUAUCUGGAGUGCAGCAGCCUAAAUUUGCAAAAGGGAGAAAAAAAAGA